Betta splendens (Siamese fighting fish) is the source of this 3003-nucleotide messenger RNA. Its product is annotated as L-amino-acid oxidase-like. Bases 288 to 1883 code for a protein of 531 amino acids. The transcript has 6 exons. Gene Ontology annotation, biological process: amino acid catabolic process. NCBI's taxonomy places the organism in Eukaryota, Metazoa, Chordata, Actinopteri, Anabantiformes, Osphronemidae. The record is from RefSeq and is a predicted model, not a curated record. Gene Ontology annotation, molecular function: L-amino-acid oxidase activity; polyamine oxidase activity.
AAGAGAUGCAGUCUUCAUAUUAAUGCUAAUUAAUAAUAUCUCAGCUGGUGGACGCAUUCAUUCAUGAAACAGUUUUUUUUUCUCUUCAUGGCUCCAAAGAAGGACGAUGGAUCAGUUAUGUGAGUAUCCUGAUAGUCUUGAGCACAAGUAAAAUUACUGCAGUAUUUAACACAGGUGUUCAACUCUGACUACAACUACUGCAAGAAUAAAGCACAGAUAGACUUAAUGCUGAGUGAGCAAUAAAUUACUAAAACCUUUGUCCAGACGGUUCUGUUUGCAGCUGUAAAAUGCCACGCAGACACAUUCAAACACAACGUCCUGAUGGUUUCACAGCCUGCGUCGCUGUGCUGCUGCUCACACUGGGCCUCAGCCACAGCGCUGCCCUCAGCGUCAAAGACAUCCUGGCUGAUUGUCUGCACGACAGGGACUACGAUACGCUGCUCCGCACAGCCAAGCGCGGCCUCACGCCCAUCAAUACGGCUCAUCAUGUCGUGAUAGUUGGAGCUGGCAUGGCCGGACUGACGGCUGCCAAACUGCUGAAGGAAGCAGGACACCAGGUGACCGUGGUGGAGGCCAGCGGUCGCGUUGGAGGACGAGUGGAGACCUACAGGAAGGAAGAAGAGAAUUGGUACGCUGAGCUGGGGGCCAUGAGGAUCCCAGACCCCCACCACAUCGUUCUCUACUUUGCUGACCACCUGGGCGUCCAACUCAACGACUUCAUCAUGGAGGACAAAAACACCUUUGUCCUGGUUAACGGACAGAAGGUUAGAACAGAAACAGCGAACUCACACCCUGACGUCCUUCACUACAACGUACGAACCAGCGAAAAAGGGAAAAGAGCUGACCAGCUGCUGCAGCACGCGCUGGAGAAGGUGGAAGAGGAAGUGAAGACUCGUGGCUGUUUGGCUGCACUGAGAAAAUACGACCGUUACUCUGUGAAGGAGUACCUGAAAGAAGAAACGUGUUUGAGCUCUGAAGCCGUGAGGAUGAUUGGAGACCUGCUCAACGAGCAGAGCCUCAUGUACACGGCGCUGAGUGAGAUGAUCUACGACCAGGCAGACAUCAAUGACAACAUUACGUAUAAGGAAGUUACUGGUGGCUCUGACCUUCUUCCCUGGGCUUUUCGUAAAGCUCUUGAAGCUCUCAAUGUCUCUAUUCUCGUCAACUCCACAGUCAAACGUAUCAACCAGUCACCAAACCACGUAACUGUGUCGUAUCACUCAAACUCUGCUCUUCAUGACCUUCCAACUGACGCUGUCCUGGUAACAACCACAGCCAAAGCAGCACAGUUCAUCGACUUUCAGCCACCACUGUCUGGUAAAAAGCAGCAGGCUCUGAGGGGGGUCCACUAUGACAGCUCCACCAAAGUCAUCCUCACCUUCAGUAAAAGGUUCUGGGAGAAAGACUGCAUCCGAGGAGGAAAGAGCAUCACCGACGGGCCGUCCCGCUUCAUCUACUACCCCAGCCACAGUUUCCCCAAAAAUGAGACAGUGGGCGUCCUCCUGGCCUCCUACACCUGGUCUGAUGAGUCGCUCCUCCUCCACGGUGCCAGUGAUGAGGACCUGAAGGAGGUGGCUCUGAGAGACUUGGCCAAGAUCCACGGUGAGCACGUUAGGAGUCUCUGCACUGGAGUCAUUGUGAAGAGAUGGAGCUUGGAUCCUCAUUCCCUCGGUGCGUUCGCGCUCUUCACCCCGUACCAGCAUUUAGAGUACGCCAGGGAGCUGUUCCAAGCGGAGGGCCGGGUGCACUUUGCUGGGGAGCACACAGCUUUCCCUCACGCCUGGAUCGAAGCAGCCAUGAAAUCUGCCAUCAGGGCAGCGACCAACAUUAACCGAGCAGCACUUUCACAUUCAGAGUCGCCAACAGCACGAGAUGAGCUCUAGAACUAAGAGACGAGUUCCAAACAAAUACCAUCUAGUCUCACCUGUCUAUUUCAGAGUUGAAUGCUGCUGUCAUAGACCAUAACAAUUACACUUGGUAAAAUAAAGGUCAUACAGUACAAGCAGGAAACGCUACACAAAAUGAGCAUACAAAUAUAUUUUUAAUCCAAAAGUUGUCAGUUAAGACAAAGCCUGUUUUACUUACCCCUAUUUUAACUUACUUACUACUUACAGGUAAUUAGACCAAGACAGCUGUUUGCUUUGAUGUUCUGUAAAAUGAUAAAAAUGUGUAUUUGUCCUUGUGACGAUUCUCUUGUAAUAAUACAGGACUAAAACUCAGUAGUUUAAUUUCAUACAACUGUAUGUAUCUGACUUAUUCUUUUGAAAAUCACCACAAAGUACAUAAACACAUGUAACCAGGUAGUAUAAACAUAUUGCUUUCUGGCGAAAUCCAAUUAAUUAUUAUUUAUACAAACCAGUUUGACAAGUCCAGUGGUUACUACUGCGGUGGAACAGCAGAGGAUGCAAUGCGGUCUGAGUAGCGGUGAUCAGCGAGGUUAGAGGACACGCUGAGAGUAGAAGUGGGAGAAUGAGGAAAUGGCUGCCGACACGAGCGGUGAGGAAAGAAUGAUCGUUAGCCAUCUAUGAUGUACAGAGCACAAAUAAUGCUGUGUGUUUACUGAAUUUUCUUCCAUAUAUAUUUUAUAUUCUCUAUAUUGUGUCAUUAUUGUGUUAGGACUGUGAAUGUGUAUGGAGUAGCUACGAAGCUCAUGUUUGCUGGAGUGUUACACGUGUUUGGUAGGAAACUGCUUAAUUCUUAUGUUAAAAUAUUUAAUGUGUAAUAUGUACUUGUUUUAUUUAGAACAACACGUUAUUCUUGGGAAUCUAUCUCAUGUACAGCCAUUGUAAAGAGAUGUUUAGGGGCAGUGUGAUGACUUUUUUUUAAUCUGCCCAUUUAGGUGCCACUGCCGUAUACUAUUAGAGUAUUGUACCGUUGCAUCUUAUUUUCUUGCCUUGAGUUCAUUUUUUUAUUUUACAUUUCUAUUUUUUGUAAAUCAUUUACUUUAAAUAGGUAAAUACCAAAACAAUAAAUACGGGAAACAAAGACCCCACGAAAAUUUUG